GAGAGGAAGCAGCAGGAGGAGGAAGAGUAUGAUGAAGAUGGAGGCCAGUUUUGACACAGAGGAGAGUUUUGACGACCCAUCCUGUCUCGCCCCGCAGCCCCCAGUCUCCCCUGCCAAGAGGACAAUCAACGAGGUGAAGGAGACCAAGACCACCAUAAACGGGGUGACGUUUCCUCUUCCUGGUGAGGGCCCGGAGCAGCAGCUACUGAAACCUAAUGAAUGGAGUUAUUGUGAUUAUUUCUGGACGGAUAAGAAGGACCCUCAGGGGGCGACCUCUGUGGUAGGGUUCGAGGUUCUGGUUCAGAAGCAGCUUAAGGGGAAACAGAUGCAGAAGGAGAUGUCCGAGUUCAUCCAUGAGAGGAUAAAGAUUGAAGAAGAAUAUGCCAAAAACCUGUCCAAGCUUUCUCUGAGUCCACUGGCGGCUCAGGAGGAGGGGACUCUAGGGGAAGCGUGGACACAACUGAAGAAAAGUCUUCAUGAUGAAGCUGAAGUUCACCUCAAGUUUUCCAACAAGCUACACUCGGAGGUGGAGAAACCUCUGCUGACAUUCAGAGGUGACGGCUUUAAAAAGGACCUGAAAAAGUACGAGCAUCACCUGGCCGACCUCAGGAAGCAGCUGACCAGCCGCUACGCAGGUGUGGAGAAGGCUCGUAAGGCUCUGGCAGACAGGCAAAAGGAUCUGGAGGUGAAGACUCAACAGCUGGAAAUCAAACUGAGCAACAAGACGGAGGAGGACAUCAAGAAAGCACGGAGGAAAUCCACACAAGCAGGAGACGACCUGAUGCGCUGCAUUGAUCUGUAUAAUCAGGCUCAGUCUAAGUGGUUUGAGGAGAUGGUGACCAGCAGCAUGGAAUUGGAGAAACUGGAGGUUGAACGGAUAGAGUGGAUCCAGCAGCAUUUACGUCAGUACACAACUCUGAGACACGAAACAGACAUGUUCAACCAGAGUACGGUGGAGCCAGUGGACCAGCUGCUGCAGAACGUGGACCCAGGCAAAGACAGAGAGCUGUGGGUGAAAGAGAAUAAGACGGGCGAGGUUCGACCCGUGGAUCUGGACAUUUAAAGACGUGGGAUCAGCUAUCCUGUCUGCAGUAUUUCAACACAAACACAGAGUUUCAGAUAACACUGAUCCAGGGAUGCUUCAGACAUCUGCUCGUCCUCUCCGCUGAACAACCUGAGGAAACUUUCAGCAAAGUAGCCUACCAGCAUGUUCCUUCUAAAUUUAACCCUUUCAUUACUGAUAUUAGCUCACUGAAUGGCAUUUAACAUAAUCUGCUGUUUAUCUGUAGUAAACUUAGAAAUUUAUCUGUAUUUAAAUUAAGCGUUGCUUUAAUUACGACCGACCAUUUGAGGAAAUUAAAAAAGUGAUUCCUUUUUAUUUUAGAUACAGAUACUAAAGCACAGUGAGAUCUUAAAAUGACUAUAUUUUCAUAUUUUGCUGGUUCGUCUGGUGGAAAAAAUGCAUGUUUGAAUUUGUUGCUUUAAUUGUUUAUGAGAUCUGCUCAGUUUGUGAACCAUGAUGGUUGUUUGAUGUAGUUCAUUGAAAUAGCAGAAAGUAUUCUGCAUCAUUUAUACGACAGACUGAAGAACAAGCUUUCUCUUGAACACAACAUGAGAAUUUACAUGUACAGCAUUAAUAAUACCCAGAAACCUCAACAGUGAACACAUAUGGUGUUUGGAUGGGAAUCUGUCUCCGCUCUUGGUGGAUCAGUUUGAAGCCCGGGUCUGUUCUGGAUCAGUCCGGAUGAAAAAGGUGGUCCAAGUCCACUGAAACACCUUUUAGUGCCUAACGGUUAAAUACCUGGAAUGUCCUUAGAGACACGUUCUGCAUCAGUGUACAUUUGUACAAACAGGCUUGAUGUGUGUCAUGUUUAACAGGCGACACGUGUUCGUACUGUACAAUGUUGUGUUUUAUUUUUGGUAAAUGUACAGAGAUUAUCUUUAUGACGGAGCAGGAAGAAGGAGAAAACAUGGAGCAGAAAAAAAAACAUGGUGUAGACUUAUGGAGGUGACGGUUUACAAUAAAAACAUAUUUUAUGAUAGACUGCAUGUACAGUGUGUCUGUGAGUGUGUGUGCGUGCGUAAAUGUGCAUCUCUGUCUCGACAUUUUGUUGUGCUCUGUCUCUUCUGGAUUAUUUUGUGGACGUUCUUUUCUAUCUCACAAAAGCACGAAGCCAAUCAGAUAAAGAUUUUAGUGGUAAUCCUUAUCCAGCUGCCUGCUCUGAGAAAAAAAAAAUGCUUACCUGCCUUAUCUUACAUAAUGCAUAAAGUGCAUUACACUGUGUUUUGUUGAUUAAAGUCUUUGUUAUGCACAUUCAGACUUUGAAGGCAUCAUGCAGGUUUGAACAGCAGAUCCGUCGUACAGCUUUAUCAGUGUGUGUCAGUGUUGUGUUCUAAAUGUUCGAUAAGUUUAAUCUAAAUGUCUCAGAAUCUGCAGUUUCAUGAUGAUGUGAGUUUACUGAUGCACAUUUUUCAUGGUUGUUUUUCAUGUUUUCGGGAUGUUUUGAUCAUACGUGACCUCUGUCAGACGUGUUCUGUGGAAUGCAGCGUCC
Cheilinus undulatus (humphead wrasse) is the source of this 2552-nucleotide messenger RNA. RefSeq names its product growth arrest-specific 7a (gene gas7a). The transcript is spliced from 10 exons. Bases 29 to 1063 code for a protein of 344 amino acids. The record is from RefSeq and is a predicted model, not a curated record. NCBI's taxonomy places the organism in Eukaryota, Metazoa, Chordata, Actinopteri, Labriformes, Labridae. Gene Ontology annotation, molecular function: actin filament binding. Gene Ontology annotation, cellular component: cytoplasm; plasma membrane; actin filament. Gene Ontology annotation, biological process: neuron projection morphogenesis; actin filament polymerization.